CGUCGUGAAUAAAUGGGGAAAACCUAAUUUGUGUUAAAACUAAAAAUAAUUGAUUGGUGAAGAUAUAUUGAUUGGUUUGAAUUGAGGGUUUUUGGAUUUGUGGACGUUUGAGAGUGUUCGUUUUUUGUUGGACAGAGUGGUGGUAAAGGACAUGUGGAUGAUUAUUUAGAUGACAGAAGUUCGCGACCAAGUUUAAAGCCAACCAUGUGUUGCGAAUUACUGAAUUCAAUCAACUCGACUUUUUUGUGAUGGACCGCAAUUUUUUUCGAUAAAGGAUGCCAAGGAUCAGCAAUUUGAAGAUACUUUUACUAUUUUUAACAACAUUCGCAGUAUGGAGCAGUCAAGCCGAGGAAAUAAAGUCUUUGGCAAACUUCAAUAUAACCAUCCCCAAAUUUGGCGACCGUUUACGUCCAAGACGACGAGAAGCGAUUUCUUUAACGCCAGAUGACGCAGGAGAACCUACCGCAGUUGCAGAGGUUGUCGAAGAAUUUCCAGCAGCAUCCCAGAAUGUAGCAACUGCUUCACCACAUCGUCUGGAAAUGAGCACGGAGUUUUUUGUUAUACCCAGGAGUAGUAGUAUGCGCCCAAUCGAACCAAGUGUCUUAGUUGUCGCGAAACGACCAAAUUUAUCAAACAAGUCAUUUGGCGGAAAUUCCACGAUACCUAUACCUGGGAAUGGAUCUACAACAAAUAAACGGACAAGAGGAGCCCUUAGACCAGAACCAUGGGCAGUCCCUCUUUUGGUCACCGCUGCCUUAGCCAUGACCUUAAUGGCAGCGUUUGAGGUGUUUGUCCUGUGCAAGGCUUGGAGAACAGCACCGAGUCGCAGACACCUCUUCCUUGGUCAGAUGCUGCUCCUUGGUCUGUUCUGUUGUAGUGGACUAGGAGCUUUGCUGGCGGCAGUUCCUACGCCGUUAACAUGUGCUGCUAUUCGUUUCGGGGCAGGAGUUUCUUGUGCUUUGGUUUUUGCGGCUUUGCUGGUUAAAUGCGUCUUCUUGAUUAGUUUGAACGCAGGAGUCUAUUUACCCGCACCUUAUCAAGGGUUGUUGCUUAUGUUUGCUGUCCUAAUACAGAUUGCGAUAGGAACCCAAUGGCUCAUCACGACACCACCGCAGGUAUCCGCACCUUAUACCUUGUGUAGGACACCAUUUUCCGAUCUCCUAGCAUCCCUGGUGUACGUCGUCUUCCUUAUCAUCUUCGUUUCGGUACUGGCUGUCAAAUCUAGAGGUAUCCGCGAUAACUACCGGGAAGCAUCAUAUAUUGGUGUUGCUAUAGGUUGCGUGGUGCCAAUCUGGCUAUCCUGGUCCCUGGGUGGCGCAGCAGUAGCCAGUGAUCGACACAGGGAUGGAUGUCUGGGUUUUGGUCUAGUGGCCACAGCAUUUUCUGUUUUUAUCGUCAUGUAUGCACCUAAAGGUCGCCAACUUGCAGCUUUGGGUCGAGACGAAGGCAGUGCCAUGGUGGAUCAUGGUAUGCAUGCGUAUAGCACCACUAGUAGGACAACUGCGUCCGGUUAUGCGCCCAGCUUCUUUCAUUUUAAACCUUUGGAGUACGGACCAGGAAUGUGUGCUGCUGAUGCAGUGGUCGCGUCCAAGGCGCAACAUCAUGGUCUCUUCAUGCGUCCAGAUGAUAGCAAUGUUUAUACAUCCUUGGAACAAACAUUAAGCAGUAAUCCUAAUGUGUACUUUCAAAGGGGAUCAACAGGUCUCCACCCGGGGAUGAUGUACUGAUAAUAAAAUCUAGUUUAGAGAGAAUAAACAUUUUAGUUUAAGGAUAGCAAGUAUAUUUAUACUAAGUCGUAUGAAUGGGAGAUGAGGUGAUUGAUUGAGGUAUAGAGAGAGCGAAAUAGAGAACGAAUUAUACGAAAAUAUAUAUGAAAUUGCUUUAACUAUUUGAUAAAUAAAAUGGUUGCUUUUUGCUGCAAGACAUUUGUAUAAACUUACCAUAUAAACUGC
Molecule: messenger RNA, 1952 nt
Organism: Ctenocephalides felis (cat flea)
Lineage: Eukaryota; Metazoa; Arthropoda; Insecta; Siphonaptera; Pulicidae
Exons: 9
Coding region: 276-1727 (483 amino acids)
Biological process (GO): regulation of synaptic transmission, glutamatergic; G protein-coupled glutamate receptor signaling pathway
Cellular component (GO): membrane
Molecular function (GO): group II metabotropic glutamate receptor activity
Source: RefSeq, a predicted model, not a curated record